UCCUGGUCCUCAGCUCCGCCUCGCCUCGAUCUGGCCGGACAGGGGAAACACUUCUCAGUUAAAGAACAAAAGCAACAACGGACAGACCGAGGAGGACGAAGUAACGGCGACUCCAGUUCAGACCCGAACCUCACGGAUUGAGAGAUCCGUGUCCUCCGCGGCAAGAACUGGCCGACGACUGAACUCAUACGAAAGGCGACAAACUUGGUCGCCUCGCAUCUUUGUAUUCCGCCCGUAAAUCGUCGAGGUGCUUGAUAAAUAAGACAAGGGUCAAACAGACAGACAGACGGUAUUGUUUCCCUGGUCUUCCUCUAAACUUCGGCUGUAAAAAGCGAAGUGGCAGAAGGGAAACUCCGGGUUUCCUUUGUUUUCUCUUCGCCCAAACGGACUUCGGGGAGAAAGGGUUGUUUUGGCGUUUUCGGUUUCUGUUGUGGGAUCUGCCUUUGUGAGGAGGCUACACUUAUCUUUCGGGACUGAGUACUUGGAAGUGGAACAAAGCCCGACUGGGAAGGGGUGAGAAAUAGACGGUGAAAGGCCUUGACAUCCCAGAUGGCAACCUACAGUGAACAUAAUGGCAGAAAUGGACUAUUUGUGGGCAUGAAGGGGUCUUUCGAAGGAAAAGCAACAAAGACAGAAUGUGAAGGAAAGCUUGAAGCUAAACGGCCCUCCAAGGAUUUGCGCCACUCUGCCAGCUCAGCAGAGAGCAACGCAAGCGGUGUGGCUAGUUUCACCACUAACCACAACUCUGUUGUUUGUCUGCCUCUGGUGUCAGAGGGACUGAAACUAGUAUGGACACAGUCUGAUCAGACCCGUGAACUUGACACAAUCCCAGAGCUGGUCCAAGCCUUUAACUUAUUUCCGUACCCAUCAUCCCGUGAGGUUAACACCCUGGCCCGGCUAUGUUCCUUGCCGCUGGACAAAGUUAAGGUGUGGUUUAUGGUGCAGAGAAUUAAAUAUGGGAUCAGCUGGUCUUCAGAGGAGAUAGAGGAGACACGGCGGAAGCUAGCAGUACCUGAGCUUUAUGUUGACUCUACUGAAACAAAUGAGGAAGGCAAAACAAACGACAAGAGUGAAAUUUGUGAGGAACUGGCAAUUGAGGAAAAGGAUAGCGAUGAAGUAGAGGGUGCUCUCACCAGCAUCACCCCCCAGAAAGUGAAACCAAAGUGUGAGUCACCAGAUUCCUAUAAACCAGCCAAACCCUCUGUCCCAUGUUUCAGUUCCACCCUUCCACCUCCUCAGGAUUCAUACUUCUACCGCCCACCAGCAGACACGCCAGCAAGUACAGCAACUGAUGUCUCCCUUGACCUUUCAGAGUCAUCUUCGCGGCAGCACCGUCAUGGGCGCUACAAAAAGUCUAAAGCUCAGCUCGCUGCUCUUCGAAAGAGCUUCCUGAGAGAGAACUGGCCUGCAGAGGCAGAGCUCAGACGUUUGCAGGAAGAAACUGGGCUGACCCGCAAUGACAUUCGUAAAUGGUUCAGUGACAGCCGUUACCAGCUUAGGGUUGGCCGAGGAAGCCUGGCAGCAGCCCAGAGCUAUUCUAAACACCCUGCUGUGGGGGGUAAACAUGAUCAACAAACUCAACCUCUUCCACUUAUUACUCAAAAGACUCGUCAUCCUAAUAGUGUGAAGGGCAGUGAGGCAGCACGUAGCAACGGGACUAAAAAUUCACAUUUCUUUCAGACCUUUUUGUCAAACACCCUGGAAGCCUUUGGGGAAAGGGUCCUUGAAACAGAAGAGUGUGAUGCUAUGGAGGAACUUUCUGGUGAUGGCGACAGUUUUAAAGACGAGGAACAAAGUGAAGAACAACCCUUACAAUUGACCAAGACCUGCAAGAUUGAGCCAGAUGUUCCACAGGAACCAUCAGGUGUAUUAAAAUCCUCUCCCUUCUCUUCCACCUCUGGCAGCCCACCACUGACCACCUCGCCCACUAAACCGCCUUCAAACAGCACCAACACAUCAAAGAAGUCAGCCCACCCAGCCAAAGCCAGUCCUUCACAAACACCCGUGCGCGUCUCAGGGGCUCCUUCAUCUGCAUCCACGUCCCCUGCUCUCACUCCCGCUGGGCGACCAAGAAAAACCAAGGAGCAGUUGGAUGUGUUAAAGCAGCACUUCUUGCGCUGCCAGUGGCCCAAGAGUGACGAUUACACUGAACUUGUUAAGCUUACAGGUUUACCCCGGGCAGAUGUUAUUCAGUGGUUUGGUGACACACGGUAUGCGGUCAAAAAUGGUCAGCUACGCUGGGUGAAGGGGGUCCGUGACCAGUUCUUGGCAGAACUCGCUGCCCAGCAAAGUGGCAGUGGUUUAACUAAUGGAAGUGGCUCUGGGACCUCUACCCGAGUUGGCGGUAGCCGUAAACGAAAAUCUCAAGCAAAUGGAACAAGUGCAGAUUCCCCUGAUACUCAGCCAUUGAUAGCAUAUUACCUUUCAACAGGCUCACUACAUGAAAAAGACCUUGACUCUCUAUGCAAGAAAUCAAGAAUGAGCUACCAGCAAGUGCGAGAUUGGUUUGCAUCUCAGGAUGUUGUGGAAACUGACCAAGAGCCUAUCAUUACUGAUUGAGACACUGGAACCAGACUUCAGAACAUUUAUCAAAGUAGGUGGAGUGCUCCUCACAUCCUUUGCACCAACAAGCAUAGUUAUUACUUUGGUUUAAAUUGCUUUAAUUGAGGCAGGUUUGAAACAUCCAGUCUUCCCAGUACAAGCCCCAAAUCAGGUUUGCGUUUUUUAUAUAUGCUGCAUUUCUUGCUUAUCCUAAUAUAUUUGGACUUGAAUUAUAAUUGUGCUGCCUGUGUUGCUGUAAAUAGGACAGUAACUUGUACACUGGUUUGCGUUAUUUUUUUGAGCUUAUUAUUUUUGUUUAGAUAUCACUACUACAGAUUUUUCUAGUAUGCUAUUGUAGCAGUAUAAUUUAAACUGGUUGUACUUUUGGUACCUUACUAUAGCAGAUAAGUAACUGCUCCAGAAAAUGUCUACGUUGAUGAAUUUGUUGACUGAUCACUGUGUGUCAUCAUUCCUUUACAGCCAAUAAUUCCUUAUCAUGAAAAGCACACUGGACAUGUACACUUUAAAAUGACAUCUUGCACUUUGGUUUUAGAGCCUGCUGCCAUUAUGUUCAUUAAAUCCAAUUCUUUCUCAAAAGAUGAAUUCCUAACUAAACAGUGUCAUUCUUGAUCCCUUAACAAUGAAACCUUUUAAUCAUCAUGUCUUUUGAAAACAUAAAAUAGUUCCAUCUAAUUUUAUUAAUGUCUCCGGCAUAUUUCUGAAACAUUCCUAGUUCUCUGUUGUAAUAUUUGAUUUACUAUUUGAAUACUUUGCUUGUCAUUUGCAUUUAACUGCACCUUUUUAAUAGUAAAGGUUAACAGUAUUAAGAAAGCAGCAAUCACAUUGAUAUCAUACAGAUAUCAGAAUUGCCAAUUUCAAUUUUGAUUUGCGCUCAUUGAUUCAGUCAGUAGUUUUCUCUCUUUUGUCUUAAUAGGUGUAGGCUGUGACUUGAUGGUUUAAAAUAUAGACAAAGUAGAUAACUGAUGGGGGUCCAUAUACUGUAUAAGUAGCAAAGGGUUUGAAUCCAAAGAAAAAUAACCAUUCUUUUUCUGUCAACUCAGAUUAUGAAUGAUAGUACAAACAUUAUACAUUUGAGUUCUCCGGUCAUGUAUACAUUGCUGUGUGCUGCAAGAAGAAAAAAACUCCACACUGAAGAGCCGUACUUAGUCGAUCUACAAGGAAUCGGCUUUAAAUGGAGUCAGAGUUUAGUUCCUUAGAAAUGUCUGGACAGAGGUUAGUUGACCAGAAUGUUGACAAAGCAGUAUGCAUCACUGUGUUUUGUCAUCUUAUUAGUCAUGAAAGGUUAACGCAAGUGUCAUGCUGUGGGGCAAUGUCCGUAACACUUGGUUUCCACCUUUGCAGGUGGUAUUCAAUGUAUUUUUUCACAGUUUGAAAAAAAAAAAAAUCU
This is a messenger RNA of Seriola dumerili (greater amberjack), 3949 nucleotides long. RefSeq names its product homeobox and leucine zipper protein Homez-like (gene homeza). The record is from RefSeq and is a predicted model, not a curated record. Bases 550 to 2559 code for a protein of 669 amino acids. Gene Ontology annotation, molecular function: DNA-binding transcription factor activity, RNA polymerase II-specific; DNA binding. The transcript has 3 exons. Gene Ontology annotation, biological process: regulation of transcription by RNA polymerase II. Gene Ontology annotation, cellular component: nucleus. NCBI's taxonomy places the organism in Eukaryota, Metazoa, Chordata, Actinopteri, Carangiformes, Carangidae.